GCCCUCACCGGGAGCCCUCACCGGGAGCCCUCACCGCGCGUCCGGUGGCGGUGUGGCUGCCCUGAUGUGUCCGGGCACGCGGUGCUCCGGCGGCUGGGGUGGUGCUUGGGGGCAGCCAGGAGACCGGCGGGCCGGGGAUUCCCGCAGUGACACACCGGCCCCGGCUCAUCCCCGGUUCACCGGGAGCCGAGCCCGGGCUCCGCGUGUGCUGCUCAGCCCGCCCCCGUGUUAAAGCCCGCUGGGGUGUGGGCGUGCGGCUCCGCGCUGCCCCGGGAGCGGCGGCAUCGGGCUCUGCCCGUUCGGCAGCACCGGGACGCGGUUCCAGGGAUGCUCCGCAGCUCUCGGGCUGCUCGUGCCGCUGGUUUGCUCUCGGUGUGGGUUGGUUGUUGGGGAAACUGCUCCUGGUGUAGCUAUAUUUGUAUACAUAUAAAUGAUGUGUAUUUUAUAGGUGUAUAUAUAAAUAUUUGUAAGUAUUUUUGGAGCUGUCCUGGGCAGGGCCAGGAGUUUGAUAGUCCUAAUGAGUCCCAUACAACUCAGUAUAUUUACAUUUAUAUAUUAUUUAUAAUAUUAAAAUAUUAUAAAUAAUAUUAUAAUAUAUAUUAUUUAAUUUAUAUCUAUAGUGUCUAAAUAUCUGCUGCUGGGACUGGAACACUCCCUGGUUCCCAGAGCAUUCCCGGUGAGCAGGAGCUGCCCAUGAGCUCACUGGGGGAGGAGCUGCCAUCCUCUGCCAUUGAUUGAUCCCUGAUCAUUAAUAUUUAACUUGGCUGCUCUGUUUAACGAAGGGGAUGAGAUAAUCCCUUGGAUGGUGAGGAUCCAGCACUGGUGGAGUUUUGUCCAGAACUUCAGGCAGCUGCUGCAGAGUGUUGGGAUUACAGAGCUGUUAAUCUUUUAAUUAAGGAUUUUAAUUUAAGGCAGAAACGAAGUAUCCAGUGUGAAAUUGAAAUGAGAACCUGACAGCAGCACUUUCAGAAAGAAAAUUUAUCUUCUUUUAUUCUGGCUGUGGAAAAGUCUCAGGAAAUGGGCAAAGGAUGGAACUCCAACAGCAGCAGUAACCACAGCAACGGGGGCUGAGGCACCAUGGAGCAGUACACUGCCAACAGCAGCAGCUCCACGGAGCAGAUCGUGGUGCAGGCAGGGCAGAUCCAGCAGCAGGUGCAGGGGCAGCCGCUGAUGGUGCAGGUGAGCGGGGGGCAGCUCAUCACCUCCACGGGCCAGCCCAUCAUGGUGCAGGCCGUGCCCGGGGGCCAGGGCCAGACCAUCAUGCAGGUGCCCGUGUCCGGCACGCAGGGGCUGCAGCAGAUUCAGUUGGUCCAGCCAGGUCAGAUUCAGAUUCAAGGUGGGCAGGCUGUGCAGGUACAGGGGCAGCAGGGCCAGACCCAGCAGAUCAUUAUACAGCAGCCCCAGACUGCAGUUACUGCUGGCCAGACACAGACCCAGCAGCAGAUUGCAGUGCAAGGCCAGCAGGUUGCCCAGGCUGCUGAGGGCCAGACCAUCGUGUACCAGCCCGUGAAUGCUGAUGGCACCAUCCUGCAGCAAGGCAUGAUCACCAUUCCUGCAGCCAGCCUGGCUGGAGCCCAGAUUGUCCAAACAGGAGCCAACACCAACACCACCAGCAGUGGCCAGGGGACGGUCACAGUGACACUGCCAGUGGCUGGGAACGUGGUCAAUUCAGGGGGAAUGGUCAUGAUGGUGCCUGGAGCUGGCUCAGUCCCAGCCAUCCAGAGGAUCCCUUUGCCUGGAGCAGAGAUGCUGGAAGAGGAGCCCCUCUAUGUCAAUGCCAAGCAGUACCACCGCAUCCUGAAGAGGAGGCAGGCACGGGCCAAGCUGGAAGCAGAGGGGAAAAUCCCCAAAGAGAGAAGGAAAUACCUGCACGAGUCCCGGCACCGGCACGCCAUGGCCAGGAAACGGGGAGAGGGGGGUCGCUUCUUCUCCCCCAAGGAAAAGGACAGCCCUCACAUGCAGGAUCCAUCUCAAAGCAACGAAGAAGCAAUGACACAGAUGAUCAGGGUCUCCUAACCCCUGCUUCCCAGGAAAAACACCUGAAGGGAAUUCCCAUCCCUCCUGCCAGCCUGUCCUGCCUGCCCAGAGUGUCCAGUGAAUCCUGGAGUGGGACAAUCUCCAUGUCACAGCCUGUCCUUUUCCACAGAGCAAGCACCACGUGUUGAGGACGUGCUUGAGGUUUCAACUCUACCAACAGAACCUUUCAGGCUUCCUUGGUGCCCUCUCCUGAUCCAGCACAGGGAAUUCAGAGUCCGAGUGCUCAUCUCUGGUUUUCCUUCAUUUCCCCACCUCUCCCUGGGGCUGGUGCAGCUCAGCCCUGUCCAGGGACAGAUUCCAGCUCCUCCAGCCAGCACUGAAUGGCUGCACCUCAGGGCUGGGUUUGCCCAGCAGAGAUUUGUUAUUCCAUCCACUCCUCACCCCUUUGGACUUGGUUUUCCCUGAGCUGGACCCUGCACUUCCAAGCCUGGCAGAAACUGAAGGGGAUUCUUUUCAAUUCCACCUUGUAAAUGUGUAAAGAAGCUCUUCUCUGGGAAAGGUUCAGCCAUCCAAUCAAUGCUAGAAAUAGUCAAGAUUACUGCAGGACUUGAUGUGUUGUGUCUCUGUUGCAAGUGGGGUGGGAGAGGGAGAUGUGGGGGGGUUGGGUCAGUAAAUCAGUCUCUGGGUGGGUUUGGAUGUUCAUUGCCAGUACUUGUUGCUUUGGAAGAAAACUGGAUGUGAGUCUAGAAAGGAUUGAAACUUUUCAGUGACUCUCUUCCAAAGGAUUUUUUUUUUAAAUCUUCUUUCUCACCUGCCAGUGAAGUCCAUGGUUCCUCCAGGAGAUGGGGAACCCUCAGUGUGACACUGGUGGCACUUGGCCAUGGUUGGGAUGGAGUUUCUGAUGCCUAAAUCAUUUCUACAGUUCCAGAGUGAGGGGUGAUUCAGGACAGCAGCAGCUGGGGCAGCUCAGCCUGAGGUACCUGAAGGACUCAGCAGAUACUGAUGAACCUUUCAUGCUUUUUGUAAAUUAAGCUCUUAAAACAGAAGUGGCACUUAGCAAAGGAGAAAUACUUACAUUAUUAAAAAAAUAGGAUUUUCUCAUGACCUACAGCUGGCUUUGGGCUGAGCAUCUCCCCAGACCAGUUUUCAUUUAGAUUCUAAGCCUGCUCUAUUAUGAUUUGAAUUUAGUAAUGGGAGCAGUAUUAAAAGCAUUUAACAGGUGAUUUCUCACCAUUGCACUCCUGUUCCCUCUCACCUUGAUGAGUUACACAGCUGCUCUGGGGAUCAUCUGCCUGCUGGAGUCCCAGAAUUUCCAGGUUUUGGGUCCUGUAGUUCAAACUGGAUCACAGCAGUGAAGUUUGGGAUUGGGAAUGUUGCUGGGUGAAUGUGAACCUGGCCAGGUGAAGCUGAAGAGUGAAGAGUUUUUGAGGAAAUGCUGCCAAGGAUGGGUGAGACUGGGUUCAAUCCAGUGAAUGCUGAAUUCAAGUGACAAGGAAAUGCAGCUUGGAAAUUACAUUUUCUACCUCCCAUCUUUUCCCAUUUACUGUGCAUUUAUGGCUGAAGACAAAGUGGAGGGCAAAUCAGCAAGUUGUGGAAGACUGGGAGGAUACAAAAGAACAGCCUGGAAAAUUCUGUUCCCUUUGGAUGAAAGAAAAAUGCUAAACCUGAGAGUAUGAGAUUGAGGAGAAAUGUUGGAUCCUUGCUGUGAGCAGGCAAUCCUGGAGGAAGAGGGAGCCUGUUCAGGUGGAAGGAUGCCCUGUGCAGGCAGUGGAAGGACAAGGAGGAGCUGCAGAGGUUUGGAAUUGCCAGCUGGAUCUCUAAAUGCAGCUCAGCUCCUUGGUGUGAGUCCUGGUUCCUGUCCCUGCCCACAGCUGGAGCUGGGAAGGACACUCAGGGACUCCUGCAGCUGCAGGAGGAGCUGGCCUGGCUCCUGGCAGGCAAAUAAAUCUUUCUUUCAGUUUUUGUCCCAAGUUAGAUGAGUAAUCUGACACUCUGCUCACAACCCUUAAUUAGGAUUUAUCUCUAAUAAUUCCAAGGGCAUUUUUGACAUCAAUGGCAUCAUCAGGGCCUCUGGUUGCUUCUGCCUUAAAUCCUUGUCCAGUUGGUGCUGGUUUUCCUCAGCUGGCACCUAAACUCACACAGCAUUUCCUGGGGUCUCCCCCAUUCCAGGAAGUUGCAGCUCUCCUUAAGGGAUUUUAGUUGAAUUUGCAGCAUUACUGUAAAUAUUUUUUUUGAGCAUCUGUACAUUUUGUUGGAAUAUUUGCGUGCUGGAGUAAGACCCUCUCCGUGAUAUUUUUUGCUCUUCAGUUGAUGGUAAAUCUGUCCUGAAACACCUUUUUGAGAGCUGGAAGUUCAGGAAGCAAGAUAAUUGCUCUGACAUAGGUUUUAUUUUUUUUUUUAAUGACUAAUUACUUUCCUUAAAGAACUUGUAAACUUUUUUCCCCAAUAUCCCUUCAUAUCUAGGUUCUCUGAUCUGCUGUUGUAGGUUGUGUGUGAAGAAAUACAGAUUUGUGUUCUAGGAAGUCUUAUUGUUAAUAUUUUGAAAUAGUGAUGUGAAAGCCUGAGUGCUCCUAUCAUUUUUUUAUUUGUGUUUUGUGUAUCACUGCUGAAAGUUGUGUUUAUUUGGUGAGGUUGGAGCCAGCAAUCAACACCAUGGUACCAAAAAUAUCUGCUUUUUUUUUCUAGGCAAAUCUGUGAAAAUUGGAGACAUGUCCAGUUCAAACCUCCCUAGUAAUUAAAUUAAAAUUCUCUGUAGAUUGGCUACACUUGAACAAAACCUUCACUUUAGGAGUGAGUUAAGAGUGGGUGAGGAUGAAAGAAGAGGUUUGGGAGGAAUGUGUUUGAUUGACCCAGAGCAGUGAAGCAUCAAACCCAUCAAAACCCAGAUUUAUAGGAGAGUAAAGAUCAGGAUUUGGAAAAAAAAAUGGUCCUCAAGUGAUGCUAAAUGGCUUUAAGGCCCUGCAUGUUAACAAGAGGGGAAAAAUAAAACUUUUCUUUGUGAAGGGGCGUGGGAGGGUCCUGAGCUUAACGUGAUGUCAACGUUUGUACAUAGUUCAAAGUUUUUAAUUUUUUUUAUAUGACGCAUUUUUUCAAGUGUAUUUUGGUCUUUAAUAGAUGCAAUUGUAAGUACUGUGUACACUCUCCAGCUAAUAAAAUUUAUAAACUGAGCAGC
Molecule: messenger RNA, 5149 nt
Organism: Passer montanus (Eurasian tree sparrow)
Lineage: Eukaryota; Metazoa; Chordata; Aves; Passeriformes; Passeridae
Gene: NFYA
Product: nuclear transcription factor Y subunit alpha
Exons: 9
Coding region: 1078-2016 (312 amino acids)
Biological process (GO): regulation of transcription by RNA polymerase II
Cellular component (GO): CCAAT-binding factor complex
Molecular function (GO): RNA polymerase II cis-regulatory region sequence-specific DNA binding; DNA-binding transcription factor activity, RNA polymerase II-specific
Source: RefSeq, a predicted model, not a curated record